AUGGCAGACCCCUACAACCCCUACACUUCAUACCCAACGCCUACUCCUGGCGGUGUCAGUUACUAUCCCCCAGCCCCAGACGAACAAUCUUACCAGCAAGGCACAUACCCGCACCAAACGCCCCCAUACAGCAAUGCCGAGUAUGGAGGUGUGGCAUCGCCGGAUCAAAACUACACUUGUGCACCGCAGUCGAGUACAUACCACCUUCAACCGGAAGGAUACCAGGGUAAUGCGCCCGACAGAAGUUACACGCCGGUAGGACAACCCGAUCAUUUCGAUCCGGCCAGCGCUCCAGGGAUGCCGAUUCAGGGCAGCGGAAAGGUCCCAGGGAAUGCGGGAUACUAUAAUGCCCACCCUGCCGAUGAACCAAGAUACACACCAUCACACGAUUCGCAGCCACCUCCGGUUUACGUCUCGGAUGCAGAUAGUAACCGACCUCAUGAUAAAGAGAGCCGAGAUUUGAACCGGGAUGGGGAAGAUCUCGAGGGUGACCGUGGUUUUGGAGGAUCUCUUGCUGGUGGAGCCGCGGGCUAUUACUUCGGACACAAGAAAGAGCAUGGCCUUCUGGGUGCGAUUGGCGGGGCUAUACUCGGAAACUUGAUUGAAGACAAGGCAAAGAAACAUGGGAGGACCCCGUCGCCGACCUCGUCGUCGCAUGAUAGUCAUCAUAGUCACCACGUCAUCAUGGAAGCCAUCAUAGCAGUCACCAUAGCAGUCACCUCAGUCAAGUCGGGCAUGGCCACCACCACCAUGGUCAUCACCGACAUAGUCGGAGUCGAAGCCACUCACGACACCGUGACGAAGACGAUUACUGAACAUCUUCAACUUUUCAGGUCAUAA
This is a messenger RNA of Penicillium manginii, 840 nucleotides long. RefSeq lists its product as uncharacterized. Bases 1 to 840 code for a protein of 279 amino acids. The record is from RefSeq and is a predicted model, not a curated record. Gene Ontology annotation, cellular component: outer membrane. The transcript is spliced from 3 exons. NCBI's taxonomy places the organism in Eukaryota, Fungi, Ascomycota, Eurotiomycetes, Eurotiales, Aspergillaceae.